UCCCUGCCUGCACAGUGCACACCAACUCACCAACCAGCUGCACCUGCCUGGCAGUGGCAGCGCUGUAGCUGUGCCGAUGGGCAAGUUCGUCGGGAGCUGCGGCAAGCAGCAGUGCCCGCCGGCGGCGUUUCUGACGCUGCGCAGCGGCCGCCGCGUGCCGGCCACGGCCGCCUGCAGCUCGGGGAGCAGGCGCCUCCAGCGUGGCGCCGCCGGACCAGGCCGCCGGCCGUGCGCCAAGAGCGCCGCGCGUCGCUGGGUGCUCGUCGGUUCCCAGCGGGAGGAGCUGCCGUCGUCGCACGCGAAUUCCGUUGUCCGCGACGCCGACGGCUGUGGAGUCAGGCUCGAACGGGACGCGCCGCUCUCCGAUGAGGCGUCCAAACACGACCUCGAGGCCAACGACGACGUAGGCCGCCGGUCGUCGCCGUCGCCACUGGAGGCGGAGAUGGAAGCCUUCUUUGCAGCGGCGGAGCUCGCCGAGCGCCGGCGAUUCGCGGAGGCGUACAAUUACGAUGUCGCCCUCGACCGCCCGUUGGACGGCCGCUUCGAGUGGGCGCCGGUGAGCACGUGAGCCAACGGGACAGGACGGGACAGGGGCAAAAUUGUCAGAUCGUAAGUGUAAGAGUGCAUCUAGCUGGGGGAUCAGAGUUACUCCUGUUAAUUUCUCCUGCUAAUUACGACCAGUAGCUAGUCAGUCACCAGUUCAGUUCAUCAGUAAUUCAGUAUCACUGCAAUGUCGCUGCAGGCAACCAUGUAUAGGCUAGGCAAUCCAUUAGAGGAAGCUUCAAUUCCCAGCUCCCCUUGCAGAUUUCUUUCUUCUUUUUCGCGGGAAAUUGCAGAUUUCUUUCAUAAAUAUCA
Molecule: messenger RNA, 855 nt
Organism: Phragmites australis (common reed)
Lineage: Eukaryota; Viridiplantae; Streptophyta; Magnoliopsida; Poales; Poaceae
Product: cyclin-dependent kinase inhibitor 3-like
Exons: 3
Coding region: 77-568 (163 amino acids)
Biological process (GO): negative regulation of cyclin-dependent protein serine/threonine kinase activity
Cellular component (GO): nucleus
Molecular function (GO): cyclin-dependent protein serine/threonine kinase inhibitor activity
Source: RefSeq, a predicted model, not a curated record